This is a messenger RNA of Ogataea philodendri, 684 nucleotides long. RefSeq lists its product as uncharacterized. The transcript has a single exon. Gene Ontology annotation, cellular component: chromatin; nucleus. NCBI's taxonomy places the organism in Eukaryota, Fungi, Ascomycota, Pichiomycetes, Pichiales, Pichiaceae. The record is from RefSeq and is a predicted model, not a curated record. Bases 1 to 684 code for a protein of 227 amino acids. Gene Ontology annotation, molecular function: chromatin binding; histone binding. Gene Ontology annotation, biological process: nucleosome assembly.
AUGGACGAGGUGGAAAAACAACUGGAACGGGUCCGGUUUGAGAAAAUCCAGCCCAUCUAUUCCAAAAGACGUGGGCUAUUGAUCGAGAUCGCCAGCUUUUGGUACAUUGUUUUGGCUGAGCACGAGGACUUCCAGGAGUACAUCCAGACCCAGGAUAUGAAGUAUCUCGAGUACAUCAAGGAGAUUUACGUGGAAUAUUUGGUGGAGGACGAUCCGUUGAAGUUUUCCAUAACAUUUGGGUUUGAAGCUCCCAACGGCGAAAUCCCAACACAAUCGGUGACCAAAGUGUUUGAGAAGACGCGGGAUGCAGAUUCUGGCGAGGAGAAGCUGGUUUCCUCGGCUGUGGGGUUCGAUUGGCCUAAAGACCUCGACUCUAUUAACCCUUUGCUGAUUAAAAGUAAAGGCGAUCUUACUCCAGCGGAUAAAAAGAACUACAGAACAGGAAUGAAGUCGUUCUUCGCGUUCUUCGCAUGGACAGGAAAAAAACCAGGAAAAGAGUACCGUCACGGCGAAGACCUGGCCCUACUGAUUGCCGAAGACUUGUUCCCUCAUGCCACUAAAUAUUAUACAGAAGCCGCUCCAGGACUGGGCGACGAGGAGGAGGACGAAGAGCUCGGCUCCAGCAGCGAGGAGCUCGAUCUCGACGACGAGCCGGACUCCAAGAGAAUCAAACUUGAUCUGUGA